AUGGUCUACUCAACUUUACAGUCCCGCAACUUGGCUGAUCCUUGCCUCUUUCUACCUAUCCCCACAGUGCUGGAGAGGACUGCUGCAGAGGAGACUGUGACCAGCAGCUUUGCAUCCUUCAUCCAUGGAGUCCAGCCAGAGCACCUGUCUGAAGUUGUUCGUCACCGGAGCAAGAGGAUGAUCCUUGACAGCAUUGGGGUUGGCCUUGUGGGCAGCACGACUCGUGUGUUCAAUAUCGCCCUGCGGUAUUGUCAGCUGUAUGCGUCAAAUGCCGUUAGCUCUGUCUAUGGCAGGAAAGGGUUAAAGCUGUCCCCUACACUGGCUGCCUUCACAAAUGGAAUUGCGGCUCACUCUAUGGACUUUGAUGACACCUGGCACCCUGCCACUCACCCCUCAGGGGCUGUACUGCCCGCUCUUCUGGCAGCUUCACAGAUGCUACCUCCAAGCUCCAAAUCCAAUGGCCUGGACUUCUUGCUAGCAUUUAAUGUGGGCAUUGAGGUGCAAGGAAGGCUCAUGCGUUUCUCCACGGAGGCUCACAAUAUUCCUAAGAGGUUCCAUCCUCCCUCUGUGGUGGGCACCAUGGGCAGCGCAGCUGCCACAGCAAAGCUUCUUUCUCUGAAUGUGACCCAAUGCGCCCAUGCCUUAGCAAUUGCUGCCUCCCUGGCAGGGGCACCGAUGGCAAAUGCAGCCACCCAAGCCAAGCCCCUGCAUAUUGGCAAUGCCACCCGCCUGGGGUUGGAAGCGGCGCUUCUGGCUGCCCGGGGAAUGGAGGCCAGCCCCCUCAUUCUGGAUGACAUCCCCGGGUGCUCUGGAUUCAGUGCGUUCUACGGCGACUAUCGGCCCAAACCGCUGCCCCUGCCAGCAAGCAGCCACGAGUUCCUCUUGGAGAAGCAAGAUGUCGCUUUCAAACGUUUCCCAGCCCACCUAGGGAUGCACUGGAUUGUGGAUGCUGCCGCAUCAGUCAGGAACCUGCUCAUCAACUAUUCCGGCUCCUUCUCUCCCUCUCUGAUCCGUGCCAUUCUGCUGAGGAUCCCAGUGUCCAAGUACAUCAAUAGGCCCUUCCCAGAGUCUGAGCACCAGGCUCGACACUCCUUCCAGUUCAAUGCCUGCACUGCCCUGCUGGAUGGCGAGGUGGGCCUCAACUCCUUCACUGAUGGCUGCAUCCAUCGGCAGGAGCUGACAGAGCUGCUGGCCAAGGUGGUGGUAGAGCACCCUGAAGACAACAUAGCCAACUUCGACAAGAUGUAUGGGGAGGUAGCACUGGUCCUGGAGAAUGGAGAUGUGCUGACAGGCAGAUGUGACACUUUCUAUGGGCACUGGAGGAAACCCCUAAGCAGAGAAUCGCUCCUGAAGAAAUUCCGAUCCAACGCGUCUCACGUGCUCCCAGAGGACAAGGUGAACAGCAUCAUCACGACAGUGGAAAACCUGGAGAACCUGCCAGACAGCUCCCAGCUGGCCUCCAGCCUGUAA
This is a messenger RNA of Emys orbicularis (European pond turtle), 1470 nucleotides long. Its product is annotated as cis-aconitate decarboxylase-like. The record is from RefSeq and is a predicted model, not a curated record. Gene Ontology annotation, molecular function: aconitate decarboxylase activity. The transcript has 5 exons. Bases 1 to 1470 code for a protein of 489 amino acids. NCBI's taxonomy places the organism in Eukaryota, Metazoa, Chordata, Testudines, Emydidae. Gene Ontology annotation, cellular component: mitochondrion. Gene Ontology annotation, biological process: defense response.